GUGUUUCAUGGUGGCCACUUCGAGUCACUUACUUGUUUUGGUGUUUUUAAGAUUUUGUGCCUAGGCCGGGCCUCGGCGGGCUUGGAGGUGACGAUUGUGCCCCACGAGCCAACUGCAUCUGGCAUGGUACAGGGAUGCCCACUGUAGCCAGCACUGUAACAAGCGCUGUCAACACUGGCAUCUCUUGUCCUCCAGCACAAUGACGUUGUCCCGUCAGCCCUGCCAACACCGUUGGUACUCCAGUCGACAAGUUACAACAAGACAACAGAGGCAGAGGUCGGCCGUUGACAGCACCUUCGCAGCAUCGGCGCAUGCGCCAGGACUGGCGACAAGAAACGGCCUCGCGCAUUUCCCGACGCCGCGCUUCCCUUCGCCCGAAGGACUCAUCGCACAUGAGCAAACGUGCUCAACACGGCGCGGGUGCACCCGCCAGCAGACACCGAAAUACGGGGUCAUGGUGUUUGCUGACGGCGAGGCCAGUUGCAGAGGUGAGUCAGGGCAAAGCACAGAGCAGCAGUCAGAGAUAAUUUCUCGGAGCUGGCCACCAACCCGCACCCAGCGCCCAUCCUGCUUCUCCCGACCCCCAGCCCCAGCAGCUGGGCCACCUGGCCAGCACAACGUUCCAGCAAUUACAGCGCUCCAGCACACUCAGCCCCCCUGAGCCCGGCGCCGCCCGUUCUCAGCGGCCCCCCUAUAAGCCCACCAAUCAGCAGCCCCCUCUCGUUCAGCUCCGUUCCACGCCCCUUCCCUUUCCGGCCCGUCCUUGGUGGAGUUUGCUCCUUCGACUUACACUU
Messenger RNA from Microdochium trichocladiopsis, 794 nucleotides. RefSeq lists its product as uncharacterized. The transcript has a single exon. Lineage: Eukaryota; Fungi; Ascomycota; Sordariomycetes; Xylariales; Microdochiaceae. The coding region runs from base 200 to 661 and encodes 153 amino acids. The record is from RefSeq and is a predicted model, not a curated record.